Messenger RNA from Caenorhabditis auriculariae, 5060 nucleotides. The record is from the annotation of a GenBank genome assembly. Lineage: Eukaryota; Metazoa; Nematoda; Chromadorea; Rhabditida; Rhabditidae.
AUGCUCGAAGUUAUCUUCCCGAAAUAAAUAUUCCUUCUUCGAAAACGUUUUUUUAACUAAACAAACUUUUUUUCUAAAAAAAAUCAGUCGUAUUUGCAAAAAUUAAACUUUUUUUCAAAAUUGUUGAAACACACAUAAAUAAAGGAUGUCUUGAAGAACACUAAAAACGGCUUUUUAUACUCUUUUUACCCAUUUUUCACUUAACGCCUCUGCAAAUAUUUUUGAACAGACUCCAAAAAGGGAAUUUGAUGAAGUCUUGAGUUCGAAGAAAAGUCUGUCGAACGGUUUUUGAAAACAUAACUGGAAAAUUUUCAUAAAAUUCGAAAAAUCCAAAUAAAAAAACUUUUUAAAACUCUUCUGAAGAGGCUGGCAACAUAAAAAAUCAAAUCCAUUAUGAUUUUCUUUCAAAAAGUCUAAGGGAAAGACUUAAAAAUAGACCCAUCUCUUGAAGUAAUGAAAAUUGAAAAGCUUUUCAGGUCUUACUACUGACAGUAUCACCGGUACUCGGAUGUCUACCAGGCCUUGGAGGCGGAGGUGGAGGCUGCUGUCCGCCAGCUCAACCAGCCUGUGGAAACCCAUGCGCAGGGUAUUUUUUGGACAUCAAUAAAUACUGUAUAACAAUGCUUUAUAAAAAACGAGAGAAAGAGUCUUUUUUCACAUAAAGCAGGUGUCAGGUUGAAAAAAGUUAGAAACUCGGCAAAAUCUUCUCUCCCUCUUUCAAAACUUUCCACCUAGUUCCUAGCAUUGAAAAAAAAUUUUUUUCAUGAACUGUCUUUAAAUCAUUCGAUUAUAAAUAUCUUUGGCCCAUUUUCGGAAAAUUUUGUCGAAGUUAAUUAACGAAUAAUUUUUUUUUCGAAGCAGUUUCGGCAGAUAAGUAGCUAGGAACUACUUAAUCUUAAUUCCGUUGAGCGAAAAUAUGAGAACUAAGAAUGCGAAAUCAAUUACAGAGAAAUAGUUUUAUACGAUUUCCAAAAUCGUUAGGGUCAAGAUAGCCUCUGUUACAGACGUUUCUUCAAAUUUUAGUUUCAUUCUCAACAAUAAUUCCUAUUUUAUACAAGUGAUAAACAAAUUUACUUACAGAGCUCUCCCUGCUGCUGGUCCGCUAGCUGCUCCAGCUUACGUUCAAGCUCCACCAGCGCCGUACUCGGCACCAUUCCCCGUCCAAGCGCCCCCGGCGUUCCCACCGCCACUUCCACAAGCUCAGCCUUCAUUCGGCGGCUUCCCAUCUCAAAGUGGAUAUGCACAGAACUUCGCUCCAGUGCAAGUUCAGCCACAAUUCGGAGGAGCUCCUGUUAGUGGCGCUCCAUUCGGCGGAGCUCCAAUCGGUGGUGGUAGCCUCGGCGGUGGUAGCCUCGGAGGUGGUAGCCUCGGCGGUGGUAGUCUCGGCGGGCUCGGCCUUGGCGGCGGGGGCGGCGGCUACGGAGUUCCGCCAAUGAAUUUCGGCACGAUGGGAGCAGGAGGAUCGUACUCUACGGGCGGUGAAAUUGGUAACAUUGGUGCCAACUUGAAUCCAUCAUACGCGAAUCAACCACUGCAUCCAACUGUUAAGCCUCUCCCACUCUGGGGACAACCCGUUGGAAUUCAAGUUAGUUAGAGUCAUUUUUCGAAUUUCGCUCUUUUUUUCAGUUGAACCAACCUGCCUCGGUUAGCAGUUCUCACAUCUCUCAGCCAGCCAAAGGUUCACAAGCAACCGCUUCGCAAGGUUCAUACGGAGACGAACAACCGGUCGCUCCAGCGGUAAAGCUAGUUCAUAAUAAGUGACUGAAAGUUUCUUCUUUCUCAGAGCAAUACUUUCGAACAAUCCAGUCCUGACUUCAGCAGCAAGUCCUCAGAGCACACCAUCGAGACCAAAGUCGAACAAACUGAUAGAGAGUCGUUGGCUCCGGCUUCUUCACGCCCAACUGUUGACACGACCUCUUCCGAACAAGAAGUCAUCCAACAGAUCCUGGCCAACGAGCCUGACUUGACCGCAGUGGAGAAGAAAACUGGCGCUAGACCGGCGCCAGCUUCUGUUGCUUCUCCUAGACGUCCAGAAGUAGCUCCAACGGCUUCUUCAUCCUCCUCCUCGUCUUCUUCUUCAUCUUCCGGUUCGUCGGCGCUAGAAGACGUGGCAACUGAUCAUGAAGCAGAGGAGAACAACGGAGCCGACUACGACCGUCCAGAAGGUGUCUCCGCUGUAGGCAACGGUGCUUCUGCCGGCUCGUCCGAAUCUGCAGAAGGAGAAACGGUAAGUGUGGAUAAAUGUGAUUGGGAAGAAUCGAGGAUUUCUGAAAUGUAUUUUCGGAAAAGAAAAAUUGAAAAAUUCGCGAAAUUUCAGAGAUAUAUCACAAGUAAAAAACCUGCUCAGAAAUAUCAAAAUCAUCUUGUAGAGGUUUUUUAUUACGGGUUAACUUGAAAUUUCACAGAAGUUCCUAGUAUUAGAGAAAAACAUUUUUGUGUACAAAAUCCUCUACGAAAAAAAGAAAAAAACGGAUCAAAUAAAGUUUUUUUCGUUUCUUCUUCCUUUUUUUGUAGUGUUUUUUUGGGAUUUCAAUUGAUUGAAAUGAGGAAGAUUUACAAUUAGAACAAGUUUUUAUUCAGUAAGAAAAGGGUGUCUGGAUCACAAAAACAGAAAAUUUUUUAAAUAAUUAAAUCUUCCUUCACGGAUCAUUGAGGUCAACUUUUAGGCUUGUAAUCCCGAUCGAUUUCUAAAUGUACAGAUAUCAUUCAGGAACGCCAUCAAACGACUAAUGAGGAGCAAAGUGGCGGACUGGACUUCAAACAGACUUCCGUCGGAGCCGCCGCCUCUUCAGGAGCCGCAGCCAACACUGAAGAGAACCAAGGCGACGACUACGACGACCAACCACCAUUGAAUGAGGUUGCACUCAAUGAGUCUAGAUAUUAUAUCUGAAUUGGCUCAGGACCGAAUUGAAGUUCCACACGCUUUUGUGGCAACUCAAGAAACUACUGCUGCGCCCGCUCCAACUAAUCCUUUGAAAUUACGCCCUGCUCCAGCUCCAGCUCCAGCUCCAGCUCCAGCUCCAGCUCCAGCUCUAGCUCCAGCUCCAGCUCCCGCUCCCGCUCCAGCACUUUCUCCGUCUCAUGUCCACUCUUCCGUUCCUGCUCCUGCUUCGACUCAAACGCAUGUUGCUCCAGCCCCAGCUCCGGCUCCUGCACCAGUUCCUUCGGCUCCUAUCGCUACUAUUGAGCCACAACCAGGAUCUGUUAAAAUUCCACACACACAUGGAACAAGUGGUGGUGGCAUUAGCCAUGGCUCCAGCUCUUCUGGACCUUCUGAGGCUUCUGGAGCUUUUGGAACUCCUGGAUCAACUUCUGGCGCAACAGGAGCUUCUGGCCUGUCAGGAGCCUCUGGAUCUGCUGGUUCGACGGGACUUUCUGAAACUUUCGGAACUCCUGGAUCAGCUUCUGGAGCAUUUGGAAAUGCUGGACCAACUGCAGCUUCAGGCUCCUCGGGACCUUCUGGAACUUUUGGAUCACCAGGAUCUUCUGGUCCUUCUGAAAAUUUUGAAGAGGCUACUCCACCUGGCCCCGCAGUCGCAUCACAAUCCGUUGUUCCUGCGGCUUCUGAAACAUCGGAACCGGCUCCAAACGCACCAAAAGAGGUCCAAUACGGAAUCGCCAAAGUCCAGGUUAGUUUAUUUCGUAAUUUUUCAAAGAAAAAAAAAACUAGCGGAAGCUAUAUCAUAAAUACUUUAUUGGAACUUAAACAUGAAAAAAACAAUUAGAAACAAUCCCUUGUUCAUUUGUUCCCACUAGCCUUUCAAAACGGUAAAAAAACAAGAUAAUUUAAAAUUUUGAGAAUAAAAAAAGAUCCAGAACUGAAAUUAGCUUUUCGAAUUUUUUUGUGAGAAGAGUUUUUAUCCAAAUCAAAGUACACAAAAAAAGAAAAAAAAUAUAAUAAUCAAUAGAAAAAAAGUAUUCCAUCUUUUUCGAUUUUUGUAAAAACUCAUACAUAUAUAUGUAAUAUAUAUUGAAAUAAUUUCUCAAAAAAAUAAGUUUCUGAAAGAAUAUUCAGCCUUCUUUUUUUCUUUUUUUCGAAAGCUUACUAGGGAACUGUUUUUUUACACGCUUCAAGAACUUGAAAUAGCGCUUUUUUGUCCUAAAAACGUUUUCUAGUUAGAUACCACAAUUUCUGAAAUAUAUAUCAUUCCUCAUGACACAGAAAUAACUUUUAUAAAAGAAACGAUUUUCGAUAAACUUCCUCUUGAAACAAAACCGACUCACACAUUCGUCAAAAGUAAACUUUAGAAGCGAAAAAUUAAAGAUAUAUAAUUCAAAAUUUUCUCAAUCGAAAAAAAAACAUUAAAAAGAUGAAACUGAUCUGAAACUUUCUUAGCCAACUGACGAAAGCGAACAACGCGGCGUCGAUUACGCAGGCGCUGACUACGACCAGCCGGCUGCCAACAAGGUAAUUUUCAAAACUAAUCGCAAAAUAUUGCAAUGAAAACGUUAAAUAUUCUUUAAGAAACCUACGCCAGAAGGUUACGGAAUCAAAAAGGUAUUUUUAAGUUUUUUCAGUUUUGGCAUGCAUGAUCGCUAAUUUUGGGUUCUCUUCUUUUUUUUUGAGCUUCUGCGCUUAUUUUAUUUUUCGACAAGGAGAAAAAAAUUUGUUUGAAAUUGGGGUAGAGCUGAAUAAUGUUGAUGGAAAACUCUGAAAUGGUUUCGGAUUUAAUUAUUUGAUUUAAAUAAAGGUCAUGACGGGAUGGAGCUAACUUUGGAACAUCGUUUCUAACCUGGGCGGAUUUUCGGAAGUUUUGUUGAGCCGAAUAGUUUUUUGAGCCAAAGAAGGGAUGAAACUUUUCUGGAGUUGAUCAACUUUUUGAGUUGCUUUGCGUACAAGAAGCAUACAGUGAACGAAUAAUUUCAUUCGCGACGUUUUUUUUUGCUUUAUAAAGCUUUACCGUUUUAUUAAAACCCAGCUGGGCCAGUUCGAUAAAAAAAAGUUUUUUAAGGUGCAAGCAGCAGGAACAGUGCACGUCUCUGCUCCACUCGACUUCGACGAAUCCCAGACGAACAUUGAUGCUGCCAAUCCCUACAGCCGUUGGCGGCUUUUCGCUUAA